CGAGAGGCGGGCCCCGCUUCCUCCUCCUUCCUUGCAGAUCCUGCGCCAGAGCAGACGCACGCUGCCGACUUUGUCUCCUUCGGGCGACCCUUACAGCCGUCUCAAGAACUUUCACUCCUCUGCGCACAAUGGCAACUCUUAAGGAAAAACUGAUUGCACCAGUUGCAGAAGAAGAGACAACAAUCCCAAACAAUAAGAUCACUGUAGUGGGUGUUGGACAAGUCGGUAUGGCAUGUGCCAUCAGCAUUCUGGGAAAGUCUCUGACGGAUGAGCUUGCUCUGGUGGAUGUUUUGGAAGAUAAACUCAAAGGAGAAAUGAUGGAUCUCCAGCACGGAAGCUUGUUCCUUCAGACACCCAAAAUUGUGGCAGAUAAAGAUUACUCUGUGACCGCCAAUUCCAAGAUUGUGGUGGUGACGGCAGGCGUUCGCCAGCAGGAAGGAGAGAGUCGUCUCAAUCUGGUGCAGAGGAAUGUCAAUGUCUUCAAGUUCAUCAUCCCUCAGAUUGUCAAGUACAGUCCUGACUGCAUCAUAAUUGUGGUUUCGAACCCAGUGGAUAUUCUCACAUAUGUUACCUGGAAACUAAGUGGAUUACCCAAGCACCGUGUGAUUGGAAGUGGAUGUAACCUGGAUUCUGCAAGGUUUCGCUAUCUUAUGGCUGAAAAGCUUGGCGUUCAUCCCAGCAGCUGCCACGGGUGGAUUUUGGGAGAACAUGGCGACUCAAGCGUGGCUGUGUGGAGUGGGGUGAAUGUGGCAGGUGUGUCUCUCCAGGAACUGAAUCCAGAGAUGGGAACGGACAAUGAUAGUGAAAAUUGGAAAGAAGUGCAUAAGAUGGUGGUUGAAAGUGCCUAUGAAGUCAUCAAGCUGAAAGGCUACACCAACUGGGCAAUUGGCUUAAGUGUGGCUGAUCUUAUUGAAUCCAUGUUGAAAAACCUAUCCAGGAUUCACCCAGUGUCAACAAUGGUGCAGGGCAUGUAUGGCAUUGAGAAUGAGGUCUUCCUGAGCCUCCCAUGUGUCCUGAAUGCUCGAGGACUAACCAGUGUUAUCAACCAGAAGCUGAAGGAUGAUGAGGUUGCCCAGCUCAAGAACAGUGCUGACACUCUGUGGGGCAUCCAGAAGGACCUGAAGGACCUGUGACUCCCUGCUUCUAGGUUGUAGUAACCUACAAACUACAGUGUGAUUUCCCACAAGCCUUUAGUUUUCAUCCAUGUAUGUGGAGCACAGUUUGCUUUUAUCUUCCUUAAAUAUGUGAAUGUGGGCUCCCAGAGUAAAGUCCAUGCUUAGUUUAAUGCUUUCAAGAGAGUUCUUGAACAAAUAAAGUUAACUAUCAUAGUGUG
Molecule: messenger RNA, 1333 nt
Organism: Phacochoerus africanus (Common warthog)
Lineage: Eukaryota; Metazoa; Chordata; Mammalia; Artiodactyla; Suidae
Gene: LDHB
Product: lactate dehydrogenase B
Exons: 8
Coding region: 129-1133 (334 amino acids)
Biological process (GO): carboxylic acid metabolic process
Cellular component (GO): cytoplasm
Molecular function (GO): L-lactate dehydrogenase (NAD+) activity
Source: RefSeq, a predicted model, not a curated record